GGUAAAAUGAGGUGGUCACUGAGUUUCUGUAAGUAUAAAACUGAGUCAUAUUAGGGGCAAGCAUUCUCACACAGAGUCUGCUCUCCAAAAUAGAUCCAUCAUGGAAAUGUCUAACUGGGGAGUGACAAACGCAGAUAAUCAAACCAUCCAAUACUGCUUUCCAAACAACAAUUUGUCUUGUUCCAAGAGUAUCCGACCUGAAGUGGAGUACAUUAUUGUGUACAUUUUCAUUGCUGUAACAUCAGUGUUCACUGUGUUUCUGAACCUUUUGGUGAUCAUCUCCAUCUCACACUUCAAGCAGCUCCACACUCCCACCAAUGUGCUGAUCCUCUCUCUGGCAGUGGCUGAUCUGAUCGUAGGACUGAUUCUCAUGCCAGUGCAGGGAAUGAAACUGAUUGAGCCAUGCUGGUACUUUGGAGAAAUAUUUUGCUUAAUAUUUCCUCUUAUUCUUUAUGUAGUUCUCACAGCGUCUCUUGGUAAUAUGAUUAUUAUAUCAGUGGAUCGAUACAUUGCUGUGAAUGACCCUUUGCGAUAUCCAAUGAAGGUCAAUAAUAACAGAGCUGUUGUUUCUAUUGUUGUAAACUGGUUAUUGUCCUUCAUAUAUAAUUUUUAUCUGUUGUAUGAGUUUUUACUGUAUCCAGAGAGGAACCACACAUGUAUUGGAGAAUGCAUACUUUCUGUAAAGUUUGAAAAUGUAAUGCUAGAUGCUUUCGUUUGUUUAGUGGCACCUUGUUGUAUAAUUAUUCCUUUAUAUGUGAAAAUCUGCUUUGUAGCAAACUAUCAAGCGAAGCAUUUAAAUUCAGUCACAGACAAAAAGGCCAAAUCAGAAAAAAAGGCUGCAAGAACCUUAGGGAUUGUAGUACUGGUUUAUCUUCUUUGCUGGAUGCCAUACUAUUUAACUUCUCUUUCUGUUGGGCAUGAUGAAAAUGACACGCUGUUAAUUAAUGUAAUGGACUGGAUUGUAUGCAUGAAUUCCUGUAUGAAUCCACUUAUAUAUGCAAUGUUUUAUCGAUGGUUCAGACUGUCAGCAAAAUACAUUUUGACACAGAAAAUAUUUGAACCUUCAUCGGCAUACUUAAAUCUGUUCCCAGAAGAGAAAUGAUCACUUACACUUUCAUGCAAAUGUAAAUGAGAUAAUGUGUCUCUAAAUGAAAGAGUUCU
This is a messenger RNA of Ctenopharyngodon idella (grass carp), 1161 nucleotides long. RefSeq names its product trace amine-associated receptor 13c-like. The record is from RefSeq and is a predicted model, not a curated record. Bases 101 to 1102 code for a protein of 333 amino acids. Gene Ontology annotation, biological process: G protein-coupled receptor signaling pathway. The transcript has a single exon. Gene Ontology annotation, cellular component: membrane. NCBI's taxonomy places the organism in Eukaryota, Metazoa, Chordata, Actinopteri, Cypriniformes, Xenocyprididae. Gene Ontology annotation, molecular function: trace-amine receptor activity.